AUGCAGGAGAUACAGAGCAGCCAGGUUGUCUACAUGGCAAACCUGGGAGACUUCAGCAUCAGUCUGAGGAGAGGUGUGUUUGGGUUCCACUCCCUGAGAGCUGAGCUGGAGUCAGACGUCCAUCCCCAACAACCUCUGGUCCACGAGACGGAUGAUACCGGAGCUCAGGCCGGCGCUGCCGGGCCGCGAAAACAUGAACCUGCUGCUGAAGACCAAGACGCCACACACGAGGAUUUACUUUGUGAAGGAGGGGACACCCUGAGAAAGCAGACACCCUCCAUCCCACACUGCAAAGAAAAACCUGAUUCAGACGACCUGGUGGGGUUUGAGGAAGAAGACUCCUCUGAAGACGAUACAGCUCCUCUCUCCCUUUUGGGUGCAGAGUUUCUCAUGGACCGGUUGGAGGACUUCGAUAACCCAAAUGAAAGCACGGUGACUGAAGUUUGGCAAACUGACUGGCACAAGAAUCACUUGGCCGCUCUAAGCAGUGUGAAGUUUGACAGCCUCCUGAGAUUGAGCCCAGAGUUUCAGGAUUGUAAAAGCCACUUGGCAGCAUUUGUACUGAUAAAAGAUGUGUUGGAUACAGCCGGUCGCCCACGUGAGCAUUACACAGUGGUGGCUCUGGGCACCGGCCGCUCAAGCUGCAGCGAGAGGCUUCGCUUCAGCGGGACGCUGGUCCACGACUGCCAUGCCCUCGUCAUCGCCAGACGGGCUCUGCUCAGGUUUCUGUAUAAACAGCUUUUGCUGUUUUUUGAUGCUGAUCCAAAGGCCAAGGAGGACUCUAUCUUUGAGAGUAUUGCAGACGGCAACCAGCUGCAGCUCAAACCUAAGAUCAGCCUGCAUCUCUACACCAAUCAGUGCCCCGAAGGAGCUGCUAAGAACCUCUACUGCAAGCGUCCAGGGAGAGACAGUUGGAACAUGGUGAAGCUGCAGUAUCAUGCCAGCGGCCGGUUGGUCCCCGUGGCGUACCUGGACCCGGGUCUGUGGGGGGCCAAAGUCUGCUGCAUGUCUGGAAGUGACAAGUUGUGUCGCUGGACUGUCACUGGCGUCCAGGGUGCGCUGCUCAGCCACUUCAUCGCGCCGCUGUACAUCACCAGCAUGGUGAUAGGAUGCCAGGGCAGAUUAGACAAGGAAGUGUUAGACAUCACCAACAAGCGACUGGGUGAAGGAUGGGAGGGCUCUCUGCCUCCUCUCUACAGGAAACAGAACAUCACCUUCCUCCGUGGUAGCUACGUGGGACCGGCCGGGCGGUCUCCGCUGCACGACAAUCUCAGCAUCAACUGGAGUCUCGGAGAUAAGGACGUUGAAGUCGUGGACAGUAGCAAAGGCGUCAUCGCUAAGGGCUCUCUCUUCGUGAGUGGGCCUGGAUUCUCCAGCAGACUUUGCAAGAGAGCCCUCUACUCUUAUUUCCGGCUGGUUGCAGAGCUGGGUGCCCGCAGCUCCCUACUGCAGCUUCCUACCUGCCACAGUGUCAAGGUGGAGGCCAGCAUGUACCAGACGGCUAAGGAUCUGGUCAGGAAAAAGUUCCUGAGCAUCAACGAAGGGCCGUGGAAUUCAAAAAAGCUGGUGGACAGUUUCAGUGCUUGAACGCUCUUCGAAAAACUAGUUCUGUAAAAGUUCAUCUCAGUUCCCCAUGAGAUUUAAUUCAUUGUUUUUCUGUGUACUUUGCAUACCGGCUUGAGAAGUUAUUCCUGCUUUAUUCUGUUAAACACCAGAGUUUCCAGUUUGUGUAGGUGUUUGAGAAAAAUAAAAA
This is a messenger RNA of Cololabis saira (Pacific saury), 1753 nucleotides long. RefSeq names its product adenosine deaminase domain containing 2 (gene adad2). The record is from RefSeq and is a predicted model, not a curated record. Gene Ontology annotation, biological process: adenosine to inosine editing; RNA processing. The transcript is spliced from 11 exons. Gene Ontology annotation, molecular function: double-stranded RNA adenosine deaminase activity; double-stranded RNA binding; tRNA-specific adenosine deaminase activity. Gene Ontology annotation, cellular component: cytoplasm; nucleolus. Lineage: Eukaryota; Metazoa; Chordata; Actinopteri; Beloniformes; Belonidae. Bases 1 to 1587 code for a protein of 528 amino acids.